AGAAGUCAAGUUUAAGGAAAAAGAUCUGGUCAAGUCCAUUCAGCGACUGGAUCCAGUGGUGCUAGAUUUGAAAAAGAAACAAGCCGAGGCUGCUGGCAACAAGGAAGCGUCGGCGGAACUAGAAAACCAAAUCAAAAUGCGAGUUAAUUCGCUGCUGCACGUUUACCACACUGUGGCAGUGCAUUUUGCUGAUCUCCACGAUACACCGGAGCGAAUGUUGGAAAAGGGCUGCAUCAACGAAAUCGUGCCCUGGAGAAGUUCGCGUAGCUUCUUCUACUGGCGAAUGCGGCGGCUAUUACUUGAGGAGCACUUCAUCAAACAGAUCCUUGAUGCCCAGGAUAGUCUUUCGGUGGGCCAGGCGAAAUCGAUGCUACGUCGGUGGUUCGUCGAAGACAAGGGUGCUACUGAGGCGUACCUGUGGGAAAAUAACGAACCUGUUGUGGAGUGGUUGGAAAAUCAAAAGAAGAGCGAUUCGACGGUAUCUCGCAACAUUUAUGCUGUGAAGAAGGAUGCAAUAAUCUCACAGAUCCAGAAAGCUUUGGAGGAAUGCCCCGAAGUGGCUCUGGAUGCAGUCGUUGGUUUGUGUCAAGCCCUUUCGCCCGCCCAUCGUGGCGAGGUGGUGAAAACGCUUUCUCAGCUAGAAUUCACCGAGAAGGAACAUGCCAGUAUGGGAUGACCGCAACCUGGCUACUACAAGUAACGCACCAAUGGCAGGAGAUCAAAACGAAAAAAGCAGUAACGUUCGUGGUGAUUUUCCUGCGCAAUAAUGUUCAUUUUUCCGGUUUUACCGGAAAGCCAAUGAUGAUCAUAUCUUUGUCUUUGCUUCAUCAGCCAACUUACACUAAGUGCACGUUUUCCUCAUAAAGACAAGAUUUCCGUUCCACCAGCGUCUUAUUGUUGUUAAUAUUAGUAAAAAAAGGUCAAAAGGCCAUAAAAAAUAAACGGAUAGCUCGUUCAUAUAGCUCAUACCAAAUACGGUACUGAAUAUGAAUUAAAACAAAGCCUGUUUCUUAUUAGACUGCACUAGCAAGAGUGUAACACAUAGCUACUAAAUUAUUCAACGUAAUGACAAAACAUUUAGCAAGCCAGAUUCAACCAGAAAUAAUGUUAACAUAAUUUAUUGUUAGAAAUUCGAAUCACGAAAUUGAAGUUAACAAAAGUUUAGUUUUUCUUUGUUACAUUCAUCAUCAGUUAUUUCAAUGGUUCAUUGUAAAACGGGGUUUUAUGCUAUGGAUACGUUAAAAUUACAUCUGAAAAUAAACCAAGGGUACCGGGUACCGUUUUAAAUAUUAUUGUGGACUCUUCUAAAGGGAUAAAUUGUACAGACUAGGAUAACUACAGCGCGCGGUAAAUCAAUAGGACCAGCAGUACAUAUGUUAUGAUCAAAUCCCAUCUGCGUUUUGCAGAUACACAUAUAUCUAUAUAAAUAAAACAAAUACCAUCCCAGCCAGAUCUAGACUUACUUUGCAGACAAAGUAUGACUAGAUGAGUCAAAAGCAUCACCGAAUCCUCAACUAUUGUACAAACGAAAGGAAAUUUGGGAGAAGUAUAUAACAUAAUUAACGAAUA
This is a messenger RNA of Aedes albopictus (Asian tiger mosquito), 1569 nucleotides long. Its product is annotated as acetyl-CoA carboxylase 1-like. Bases 137 to 676 code for a protein of 179 amino acids. The transcript has 4 exons. The record is from RefSeq and is a predicted model, not a curated record. Gene Ontology annotation, molecular function: acetyl-CoA carboxylase activity. NCBI's taxonomy places the organism in Eukaryota, Metazoa, Arthropoda, Insecta, Diptera, Culicidae. Gene Ontology annotation, biological process: fatty acid biosynthetic process. Gene Ontology annotation, cellular component: mitochondrion.